Molecule: messenger RNA, 477 nt
Organism: Juglans microcarpa x Juglans regia
Lineage: Eukaryota; Viridiplantae; Streptophyta; Magnoliopsida; Fagales; Juglandaceae
Exons: 2
Coding region: 1-477 (158 amino acids)
Source: RefSeq, a predicted model, not a curated record
AUGUCUGUAGGCUUUAUAAGGUCCUGGACUAAAACAGGCACCCAGGGCUUGUAUUCACGCCUUAGUGAUAAGCUUCUAUCUCUCGAUUUUAUCAAUGCAAAGUCAAAUGCUUCACUUUUUGUUUAUCAGAAUGCUCAAAUAAUGAUCUACAUUCUGGUCUAUGUGGACGACAUAUUAAUCACCGACUCUUCUCCACUUACAGUGUCCUCAGUCAUUCGGUCUCUUGGCAUGGAAUUUGCUCUCAAAGAUCUUGGAAAUCUUCAUUAUUUUCUUAGUGUUAAGGCUCACCGUGUACCCGAAGGUUCCCUUGAAGAUCGGCGAUCAACCAAUGGCUAUUGCAUCUUUUUUGGUCAUAAUAUUGUGAUUUGGAGUUUCAAGAAACAAACCACGGUGGCACGAUCUAGUACAGAAGUUGAGUAUCGAGCCAUUACAAAUACUACAGCUGAGCUCAUAUGGUUACAAUCUCUUUGCCAUUAG